GGGACCCGCAUAGCGUUCCCCACUCCCAAAAAUGUCGGGCGCAUUCCCUGUUACCGAGGCUCAGCUCGUGGCCCUAUUUAUGGAGGCGGUCACGUACGGCAUCUACGUCGUGACCCUUGUCCGCUGCGCGUACACUCUGUUCUUUGACCGGCAGGGCCUCAAACGGACGAUCAACUGGCCCAUGGUCGUUGUCAUGGUUGUCAUGGCCAUUUUCGCGACCCUUGACGUCACCCUGGGGCUGCGGCACAUCCUAGUCGCGUUCGUCUUCUACCAAGGGCCCGGCGGGCCUGCAGGAGAAUUUGACGAUAUCUCAUAUUGGGUAAACGUCAUGAAGACGGUUGACACACAGGUCAUGUCUCUCAUCGGCGAUGGAAUGCUAAUCUACCGCUGCUUUGUGAUCUUUUCGCACAGCUGGGCCAUCGCGGCCGUGCCUAUCUUGAUGUGGCUCGCGGAUGUCGCCUGCUCAGUGAUGAUCAUCCUAAUCACAGCGACCCUGCACACCGACACGCUCAUCAGCCAGCAGAAGCUGCUGAAGCCGUUCCUUUACUCGUUCUUUGCUAUCACCAUCGCUCUCAACUUCCUUACUACAAGCCUUAUUGUGUGGAAAAUUAGAAAGAUCAACAGGGGGGCCUUGUCCCAUGUUGCGCAGAACUCCCCAGGUAGCAGACGGCCCAAGACGCGCCUCCAGCAUGUCAUCCGCAUCAUUAUCGAGUCUGGCAUGCUCUACACUCUGUUCGUCAUUCUUACCUUCGUCUGCGAACUCGUAGGCAGCAACGCCAUCUAUGGCGUCUCGGACAUGAUGGUUGUCAUCGUCGGCAUCUCCUUCAACCUGAUCAUCAUUCGCGUCGACAGCACAGCGAACAGCCCAAACUCGUUCGCAGUCGAGAGUGCUGCGCCGCGGGGGAGCUUCCCGCUGCACCUCGUGCGCUCGGGAGGUGGAACUGCCACGCGCGGCGUCGAGGUCAUGAUUUCGCGCGACGUCGACCACGCCGUGGACACCGUCAAGCACGAGUCAAUCAAGUCGGGCGAGGAGCGCAAUUACUGGUCCGCCGUGUAAUCUGCUGUUGUUUAGCUGGGAUAGGCUGUGUGUAUCUUCAUUGGCCAUUGUUGUACUUCGGCUGUGCUAGUGGUCAUUUCUCUCUCUAAAUAGGGCCGUGGAGUACAAGACUAUGAUGUGUGUAAUUAGGAUGGAAUUG
This is a messenger RNA of Phanerochaete carnosa HHB-10118-sp, 1196 nucleotides long. RefSeq lists its product as uncharacterized. The coding region runs from base 32 to 1057 and encodes 341 amino acids. The record is from RefSeq and is a predicted model, not a curated record. The transcript is spliced from 5 exons. Lineage: Eukaryota; Fungi; Basidiomycota; Agaricomycetes; Polyporales; Phanerochaetaceae.